This is a messenger RNA of Saccharomyces kudriavzevii IFO 1802, 1026 nucleotides long. RefSeq names its product aldose 1-epimerase superfamily protein. The transcript has a single exon. Gene Ontology annotation, molecular function: carbohydrate binding; aldose 1-epimerase activity. The record is from RefSeq and is a predicted model, not a curated record. Lineage: Eukaryota; Fungi; Ascomycota; Saccharomycetes; Saccharomycetales; Saccharomycetaceae. Bases 1 to 1026 code for a protein of 341 amino acids. Gene Ontology annotation, biological process: beta-D-galactose catabolic process via UDP-galactose, Leloir pathway; glucose metabolic process.
AUGACAAAAAGUAAAAGUGCUGACGAAUACACAAGUGUCGAAAUUGGUGAUGCGGGGAGGUUUCAGGCUACUAUUUCAGAACUUGGUGCUACUUUGCUCGAUUUAAGAGUUAACAAUCAAUCAGUUGUCCUAGGGUAUCCGAAUAUUCAAGAUUAUGUGUCAGAUGGCUACAACUAUAUCGGUGCCACUGUUGGUCGUUACGCGAACCGUAUCCACAAAGGAGUGUUCACUUUGGAGGACGGACCUCAUCGGUUGACUGUUAACAAUUGCGGAAACGCAAAUCACAGUAGUAUCAGCUCUUUCCAUCUGAAAAAAUAUAGAGCCUCUCCGGUGGAAAAUCCUUUCAAAGAUGUUUAUAUUGUCGAAUUCACGUUGUUGGAUGACCACACGCUACCUAAUGAAUUUCCAGGGGAUCUGCAAGUUACCUUAAAGUACACAUUGAAUGUUGCCGACAUGACUUUGAACAUGGAAUAUCAGGCACGACUCAUUCGUGGAGAGGCUACCCCUAUCAAUAUGACCAAUCACACAUACUUCAAUCUGAAUAAAGCUAGAAACGAAAAGUCCAUCAGUGGUACAGAAAUUAAACUUUGCUCUAACAAAUCAUUAGAAGUGAGCGAAGGAGCGCUAAUCCCGACCGGUAAGAUCAUCGAGAGGAAAAUUGCCACUUUUGACUCCACAAGGCCUACCAUUUUGCGGGAUGACGGCCCAGUUUUCGACUAUGGUUUUAUUGUGGACGCUAAUAAGGAUUUGAAAACGGCAGACUCAGUGAGCGUGAACAAGUUGGUCCCCGUUUGCAAGGCUUAUCAUCCGGAAUCACAUCUAACACUAGAGGUCUCGACAACAGAACCAACUGUUCUCUUCUACACAGGUGACAAUCUAUGUGGAAAAUUUACACCGAGGUCAGGAUUUGCCGUUGAACAAGGCAGAUACGUUGAUGCAAUCAACCGAUCUGAAUGGAAAGACUGUGUUCUUUUGAAGCGCGGCGAGGUGUAUACUUCAAAAACUCAGUACCGCUUCGGAAUGUGA